Juglans regia (Persian walnut) is the source of this 2106-nucleotide messenger RNA. RefSeq lists its product as uncharacterized. The transcript has 5 exons. The coding region runs from base 1 to 2106 and encodes 701 amino acids. The record is from RefSeq and is a predicted model, not a curated record. NCBI's taxonomy places the organism in Eukaryota, Viridiplantae, Streptophyta, Magnoliopsida, Fagales, Juglandaceae.
AUGGAGGGUAUCGCUUAUAGGGUCUUUCAUUGGACUCCUGAGUUUAAGGAAGAGGAGGAGUCGCCUAUUGUUCCAGUGUGGAUUUCAUUACCGGGGCUUCCUCCAAAUUAUUUUCAUGGUUCUAUUUUGAAAAGUAUUGGAGGAGGGUUUGGUCGUAUUUUGAAAUGUGAUAAUGCGACAGCGUGUGUUACUCAUCCUGAGGUAGCACAAAUCUAUGUUGAACUGGACUUAUCAAAACCAUUGCAGCAUCAUUUCUGGUUGGGUCCUCCUAGUAGUGCUUCAAGCCAUUAUCAAGAGGUGGUUUAUGAAUCUAUUUUGUUGUUCUGCAAUUGGUGUCGUACGCAAGGUCAUCUGGAGCAAAAAUGUGUUCAUAAAAAAAAAUCUGUGGAAAAAGGAAAAUCACGAGUCGUUUCGAAAGAUGGUGAUCGUGGGCACUUGAAACAGAGUUGGAAAGUGGUAGGGGAAAAGAAGAGAAUGGAGGGUGGGGAGGGUGCACGUAGUGUGAUGAAGGAAGGUGAUCUUUUGUCUAAAGAACAAUUUAGUCGGGAGAUUACAUCAGUGGAGCAGAAGGAAAGAAGCGAGUUUGUGGAGUGGGAAGUUUUGAACCAGGAUGAGCCAAAUGUAAGGAAUCACAUUGGAUCUUCAAUGGAAUUGCAGCAUAAUUCGGAAAGCUGGUUUGAACAAUCGGAGAAAAGAACAGGGCAGGAUGUAUCUAUAGAGAUUCUUGAUGGUUUUCCUAGUCCGAGAAGCUCCCUAAAAAUUACUGAUGAAGAGUUGGAAUUUGAACUGUGUGGAGUGGCGGAUUCAGUGGUGGAUGGGGGAGAGAGGAUGAUGGCAUUCGAUCGUAGGAAUGUUCAUUCGCUAUCUGAAAAAGAAGAUGAGGGAGAGAUUGAAGAAUUGGCAGCUAAAUGUUAUGAAUCAGAUAAUGCUGGUGGGAAAACUUGGUUAUUUUGGGCAGAUGGGAUUGAUUUUCAGUUGAUUUCGGCAAUGGAUCAAGCUUUAUCAGUAUCUUGUGAUGUGGAGGUGGAUGGGUGUCCAUGGUUCCUUGGCAGAGAUUUUAAUAUAAUUUGCACAGAAUCUGAGAAAAUUGGUGGUAUCUUUCAAUCAUCUCAUGCUAUUCGGGAAUUUAACAAUUGCAUUCAAGAGUGCGGGUUACUAGAUUUACCUUCGAGUGGACAACGGUUCUCUUGGUGUAACGGUAGGCUAGGGAGUCGAAGGAUUUGGGCGCGGCUUGAUAGAAUUUUGGUUAACACAGCAUUCAUGUUGCGGUUUGGGGAUGGACAAAUGAUUUAUUUAUCUAGAACUUCUUCGGACCAUUGUCCAAUGGUUGCUCAGCUGAAUUCUAUCCGUAGAAGUGGGGCUUGGCUUUUUCGUUUUCAAAGAAUGUGGUGUACCCAUGAAAAUUCUCUUAAUGUUGUCAGGGAAUAUUGGUUGCAGGAAGUUCCUUGUUGCCCGAUGAUUCAGAUGAGUAUAAAGUUAAAGAAGUUAAAGCAAGUGUUGAAAAAAUGGAAUAGAGAGGUUUUCGGGAAGGUGGAAUCAAAAAUCAAAAUGGUUGAAGCAGAGCUAGUUGGUUUGGAAGACAUGGUGAUUAACAACUAUUCCCGAGAGGCUGAUAUGGCAUUAUUGACCUGCAAACAAAAGCAUCUUCUUUGUUUACAUAGAGAAGAAAUUAUGAGUUGUCAGAAAUCUAGAAUGAAAUGGUUGUCUGAAGGUGAUUUGAAUACUGCAUUUUUUCAUGCUUCAAUGAAGUGCAAAAAGAAAAACAAAAUGGUGGAUCACAUGGAGCUUGAAGAUGGGAGUUCGCUGGAGUCGGUGGAUGCUGUCCAUGAGGGUGCGGGACGAGAGCCUUUUUACGGAAAUGAACUGCCCAAUAUUCCCGAUAGUGAAAAGGCCACUAGUAGCUGGGGCGUUGGCCUAGUAGCUGGGGCGUGGCUCAAGCCAAGAAGGUUGCGAUUGAUGUUGAACAUUGAUAGGAGCUCUCUUGGUAACCCAGGUGCUGCAAGUGGGGGUGUGAUUAUACGGGAGGCAGGGGACGUCCAAUUGUGGGUUUUGCUAAGUUUUAUGGGUCCUCGAUCAACACAGUUGCAGAAGGAAAGGCCCUACUAG